AUGCGCUUCUCCCACAUCGUCACAGGCCUCGCAGCUAGCUCGCUCGGUGUUGCUCAGACCCUCCCGUCCGGCGACAGCGUCACCGUCAUCACGUCGACGUACACCCCCUCGUCGACGGCCACCUUCUCCAGCGCCGUGUCGGGCAUCACGGGAGGGCCCGUCACGCCAUCAACGACAGUCACGUCGGGCACGUCCACCGUGACGUCGACGGCCAUGCCGUCCGUGGUCAGCAGCGGCGGGGACCACCACCUGGCGGCCCUCGGCGAGCCCAUGGCCGGGCUCGUGGUGUUUUGCGUGCUGAGUCUGAUGAUGCUUUGA
Lasiosphaeria miniovina is the source of this 318-nucleotide messenger RNA. RefSeq lists its product as uncharacterized. The coding region runs from base 1 to 318 and encodes 105 amino acids. The transcript is spliced from 2 exons. NCBI's taxonomy places the organism in Eukaryota, Fungi, Ascomycota, Sordariomycetes, Sordariales, Lasiosphaeriaceae. The record is from RefSeq and is a predicted model, not a curated record.